AUGGCGCCCACACCGCGCGGGACCGCGCCGUCGAGCUUCGAGCAGACAUGGGACGACACCGAUGCCGCUUUCCUCAACCCGACUGCCCUUCCUAUAGCCAAGGUGCCUCGGGCGUGGGAGCGUAAACAAGAGACAAAGGUCACGGGAGAGGGAAGACACAAGAAAGUUUGGCGCAGAUAUUCCAUGAGGUCGCGUGCAGCAAACACUGCGACGCCGGACGAAGACGAGGAAGAGGAACAGGAGCGCGAUUCGCGGUCAAGAGCCGUGAAGAAGCUACAGCACAUGAGCCCCAAGGCAAUGGAGAAGUCGGCCACCUUGCGAACUGGCAGAAAGCGCACGUUCAAAGCUACGCGCUGGGAUCGCAGGAAAAGCGUGCUUCCGCGCAAGAAAACAAUGCCCACCGAGCCCUCCGCUAACAAUGUCGAAGACACGAACGACUCUCGCGAUGAAAUUCAAGACACAAUCCAUGUAAACGUCAGCAAUAGCAGCUUUCCCGAGGUUGACAUGCACGAAUCGGGGGAUACAGCGCUUCCGCUAGUGCUACCACCCGAUGGCAAGGACAGAAGGGCAACCUUUACCUUCUCUGUCGAAGAGGAUCAGGAUGAGCGUCCCGUUCGCGAAGCUGAGGGCAUCUCGGCCUAUCAAGGCGACAACCGCCCUGCCUCACUCGAACCCGAAGCCGAUCAGGACGCUACGCUUGUCCGAUUAUUCCGCUCUCCGGCCAAGGUCGAUCCUCUUGUCGCACCCGUGGAAUCAUUUGAAGUCGUAGAUUGUGCUCGGCUGCCCCGACCGACUGAGGCUGAAGCUGAGAAAAUCAUUAUUCCUGCAGAUGAGCAAGACGAGACCUCUGAGGCAUGCGCCGGAGACGCCGCAGUUCAAGACGCCGUUAAGGCUUUGGACAUGGAAGAAGUUAUCUCCUCGGAACAGGAGGGUCUCCCAACACGAGAGGCAGAGGGGGAGCGGUACGCAGAGGAGGCAAAGGUGGACACUCAUGCGGUGCAGGUGGUUCGGGUGUCGUAUCCUUCGUUAUUUGACGAUGAACUCCAUGAAGGAUCAAUAGAUCCCCCCAAUCAUCCCGAGGAAAACGGGGACUAUGGAGUGUCCGAAACUACGUUCGCUUUCCUUGAUCUGCAGCAGGAGGAGGGAGACAGCGGCACCGAUUCCGACACACGGGAAGAGUUGCCCGAAGAGGAGAACUUUACAGAGGCAUCCCUGCAGCUGGACCUUCAGCAAGACCAAAAAACAGAGCAACAACGAAUCCAAACGGGAUCAUUGGCCGCACCAGAAGCGCAGCAGGAGUUGACGGCGAACAACGCUACAAUAGCAGAAGACGCCACUUCGGAAAACGUUGCAGGUGCUACCCAUCAGGAGACGGCGGACACAGAGCGUCACGCCACAGCUGGAACCCCAACCACGGAAACUCAAGAAAUCGCGGUAGACGAUAUCGCCGCCGGGCUUACUCUGGGUCCCUCUGUGCCUUCUUCGAGGGAGCCUACGCCGCGAAAAUUGCGAUCCCCGUCGCCGCCUGCUGCCGCUGAGCCCGGACCAGAAGACACCACUAUGACGAUAGCUUUGGACGACGACACAGCGCUCUUGAAAGACUUUCUCUCGCGUGCUGCGGCAAACAGGGCAAACAAAGCCGCCAGCAUGGCGCGUCGCGAAUCUCUUCAAAAUCGGCGUGACUCAGAUGUCGUGCGUCAUGCACUGGCAUCUCCCCGCAAGGUUCUAGAAGACAAGGACCCUAACUCUCCCUCGAAAUACGAUAACGACACCACGCUGGAUUUAUCGCAGACUCUCACGCUAAAUGCUGCGGAGCAGCAUGCUCCUUUAUCGCUAUCACAAGACCAAGCAGACACGGAGGGCGUUGAAGACACGAAAGUGCCACGCAGCUCGAGGAGGUCAUCCCGCACACGAAAAUCUCGUCUUCCCGCUCCAGCGUCAGCCGCGCAGCAGGUCGGGCCUCCUAAGAUCGCAGUCGGGCGCAAUGGCAGUGACCAUAUCGUGCUUAAGAAGACAGAUGCGCAAGAGCUGAGUCUCCUGACGCGAGCCAACACCCGCAAGAACAAGCAAGGUGCAAUGGCAGUCGGCGUCCGUCUUCUGAAGCUUGCGAAUGACGCCGCAUCUCGUUCGGCAGAUGACCUUACCAUCGAAGCUGAUCCGGCGAUGGUGAACGGGAAGAAGUAUGUUCGCUGGGAUGAACAGUUGGCGUAUUAUCAAGAAGGCACAGACACCAUGGCAAACAUGCUGGCGGAAGCAGAAUCCCUCGCCAGCCCAGAUGAACUCAGCUUGCCGGCUCCUGUGUCUACUCCCAGCGUGAAAUCGAAGUCAAAGUCAUCGAAGGACAAGAAUUCUACGCCAAAUAUCCGACGCGUUCGUGGCCUAGGUACUGCUAACGGUACACCUGGAAAAGGCCUCCUGGCCACUGUAUCUCUCCUGCCCGAUGCUGUCCAAGAGGAGAAAGACGCUGCUCAAGCGCAAUCGCAAUCGCAUUCACAGCAUCAGCGCCUCCCGAAGCCUAGAUCCAGCAAGCUGAAGAAGAUGCCCGUCGCCUCAACUUCUACCCCGGAUCCGGCACCCUCAGCGCCCAUGGACAAGCUUCCAGUUCUAGACGUCGUGCCUGUAGGCAUUGAACCCACUAAAGCCGUCACAAAAGAACGAAAAAGCCGGCUAGCGACGCCCAGGAAAGUCAAGCUACCGCAGCCGGGGUCUGCGGUCGUUGCAGACGGGAAGGAGAACCAGCGAAGGGGUAGCAUUGCCGCCGGGACGCCUAAGAAGGGUAUCCCGAUGCCAGCUGUUGUUGUACCCUCGAGUAAGGGCGUGGAGACGGGGCUACCCAGACGAAGAGGACGGAAGCUGUAG
Trematosphaeria pertusa is the source of this 2859-nucleotide messenger RNA. RefSeq lists its product as uncharacterized. The coding region runs from base 1 to 2859 and encodes 952 amino acids. The record is from RefSeq and is a predicted model, not a curated record. The transcript has 2 exons. Lineage: Eukaryota; Fungi; Ascomycota; Dothideomycetes; Pleosporales; Trematosphaeriaceae.